Messenger RNA from Cokeromyces recurvatus, 1034 nucleotides. RefSeq names its product pre-RNA processing PIH1/Nop17-domain-containing protein. The record is from RefSeq and is a predicted model, not a curated record. Gene Ontology annotation, cellular component: ribonucleoprotein complex; cytoplasm; R2TP complex. The transcript has 3 exons. The coding region runs from base 40 to 816 and encodes 258 amino acids. NCBI's taxonomy places the organism in Eukaryota, Fungi, Mucoromycota, Mucoromycetes, Mucorales, Mucoraceae. Gene Ontology annotation, biological process: box C/D snoRNP assembly; rRNA processing.
AAAAUAUUGUUUAAACUAGUUAUAAAAUCAAAAAAAAAAAUGGCCAUCCUUGAAGUCAUUGAAGACAAUGAAUCACCCUCUAACCCCUUUUUAUUUAAUAAACCAAAACCCGAUUUCAAUAAAUUAAGCAAAGAGGAAAAGAAAGUUCUUCUAGAUCAUAUUGCAUCUCAAGUCAUAGCCGAUGAUCCAAAACUCUUUGAACAGAUGGCUACCAAUUUUUUAAAUCAGACGACACAAGAGGAUUUCAAUACUGUAGAGAUACAACCUCAACCAGGUUAUGUAUGCAAGACACAUAUUGUUUCAAGCACCAGUAAAUAUAAAGUAGGGACUGUAGUAUACAUUAAUAUUUGUUAUGCUUCCUCGAUACCUGCGCCACCCAUCGCUUCAGAAAAAGAAAUUGAAAAAGCAUUGAAUGCAGAACCGGAUGCAACGUAUAAAGUACCUUUAAGUAUGGGAGAACCCCAGCAAGGUGAAAAAGGAGCAUUAAUUAUGAGUGCUUGUAUUAAUACACAGCCCUUUUUGAGAAGUGAAAAAAACUUAGAUUUUCGUCUAUACAUAUUAGAGUUAGCUAUGGAAUAUGUAGAAGAGAUCAUUUCUGCUAGUUUAAGUCGAGAAUUUACUAUGCCACAAGUAAAAUCAAUGGGUGUUAUUCCAUCACGUAUCUUAAGGUUACCAAAACCUUCUUUAAUGACAGCGAUACGUACAGAAGUGAACAAGACAAAUAAAAAAGAAAAAUGGACAUGUAGACCUACUGAACAUAGUGUUGAAAAUAAUUAUCUAAAACUUGUGAUUCCAAUGCCUAACAAGAAUAUAUAGGAUUCAAAAGAAUGGACGAUAGACAUUACUCCAACAAAAUUAAUAUUAACUAUAACUAAUCAUACAAAGCAUGAAGUUCCUUUUAAAAACAUUAUCAAAGUGAAUGACAAAACAAAUCGAGUUGACUUUUACAAGAAGAGCCAAGAGCUUGUUGUUCAACUAAGAUUAGAAGAAAGGAAACAAUAUUUAUAACUAAUAAAUUAGCAGAGUAGCAUUAU